AUGAAGUUGCAUUAUAUCGGAAUAAUCAAGAACUCAGAGACCCCCUCACACGAGCUCUGCUGCGUGAAAGAGUUGAGCGCAUACGGGCGAUUUACUAGAAACAGUUAUGGCGAAUUCAUGACGGUUUUCAGUAAGACCGUCGCUGAACGAACAAAGCCUGGCCAGAGACAAGACAUUGAACAAGAUAGUAACACAUUUCACGCCUAUGGACGUUCCGAAGGUGUCUGUGGUAUAAUAAUUUCCGACCACGAAUACCCAGCUCUCGUUGCCCAUCAACUUCUCUCCAAAGUCGUCGACGAGUUUCUAAAUGCACACCCUCGAUCAGAAUGGGCCGAUUCAAACCCAACCCUCUCAUUCCCUGAAUUAAACGACUAUAUUGUGAAAUACCAAGACCCGCAACAGGCAGAUAGCAUCAUGAAGAUCCAAAAGGAAUUGGAUGAGACGAAAAUUGUGUUGCACAAGACUAUUGAGAGUGUAUUAGAGAGAGGCGAGAAGAUUGAUACAUUGGUGGCGAAGAGUGAUGGCUUGAGUGCGCAGAGCAAGAUGUUCUAUACACAAGCAAAGAAGCAGAACUCAUGCUGCGUGGCUAUGUAG
This is a messenger RNA of Botrytis porri, 594 nucleotides long. RefSeq lists its product as uncharacterized. Gene Ontology annotation, cellular component: Golgi apparatus; membrane. The record is from RefSeq and is a predicted model, not a curated record. Gene Ontology annotation, molecular function: SNAP receptor activity. The coding region runs from base 1 to 594 and encodes 197 amino acids. The transcript has 5 exons. NCBI's taxonomy places the organism in Eukaryota, Fungi, Ascomycota, Leotiomycetes, Helotiales, Sclerotiniaceae. Gene Ontology annotation, biological process: endoplasmic reticulum to Golgi vesicle-mediated transport.